Messenger RNA from Paramuricea clavata, 1491 nucleotides. The record is from the annotation of a GenBank genome assembly. NCBI's taxonomy places the organism in Eukaryota, Metazoa, Cnidaria, Anthozoa, Malacalcyonacea, Plexauridae.
AUGGUCACUGCCAAGAACGAUUCAAAGGUUGUCACACGAAACUCCUCGCAAUUCCAGGUGAUCUCAACCAAGUCAGCCAAACACGAUGACAAGGAAGUUGAACCAAAGGUUCCAAGACUAUCAAACCUCCAAGAACAAAAAACGCUUCAACAAAGACCGAAACGGAAUGUAAGACAGCCAGCAAGGUUCGCAGACUAUUUAAAUUAUGAACUAAUGUGAACCAAAUGACAGUUCGGACAAUAUCACUGUCUACAGAUAUUAGUCGAAGGAACAGUGACUUGGACAUGUUAAUGUUUAUAUUAAUAGAUGGAACUAUCAUCUGACAAAGGGAGGGAUGUAAUAUAGUUAAUAAGCUCAUUGUUGUUCUGUUGCCUUGGCGCGCAGGUGGACCGCGUGCGAGGUCUGAGACUAAGGGUAAUUGGCGCCAAUAGUUCUAGUUUGCAUGUGUGUGUAUACAGAAUAGGUUAUUAAAAAAAGUGUUCAACGUACUACAACAUUACAGCGAGGACAUGUGAGGCAAGCAGGGUGUAUCAGCUUACAGAAAACACACCUCUUCCUUUACAGAAGGCUGUGCUAACAGUUUCUCCCAACAAGAAACAGCUGAUGUCUAUAAUUUGCAACAACAUUAUCAACGAUGAAGCAUUCCAUAUUCAACAUACUAUGGGGAAGAAGCUGGUUAUCAUAGGUAGCGACGCGAAGAUGUCCCAACCGAGAUCCACAAAGGGCUUGUCAUUGCAAGGAAAGACAUUGCAACAUCUCACGAAGAAGCAGAUAACAUCAUUGUACAACAAGCUAUCAUGUGUGGAAAAGACGAGCAAUCUGGUGCUACAGUUGUUGUUGCAGAUGACACAGAUGUGUUUAUUCUGCUCCUGUAUCAUUCUUGGAACGAACGUCUUACCUGCCCAAUGUUUAGGAUCUGACCGAUUCAGCAAAGAUCACUUAUCGACAUUAAGACCACUGUACAAGCCCACCGUACCAUCAUACCUGGUUUACAAGCAGCCCAUGCGGUAUCCGGUGGUGACACUGUACCUACAUACUUCGGAAUUGGCAAGGGAACUGUCUUGAAGAAUCUUAUUGCUGCUCCCAACUCGUUGUCGCUGUUGGGAUGUUCAGAUGCGCCACUUCCUGAUGUGGUUGACCAGGCAACAAAAUUUAUCAGUGCUUGCUACAGCAAAACAGUUCAUGAAAAGACGAUGUCCGAUGUCAGAUACAAGAUCUGGACAACGAAGUUUGGAAAUACUGCGACUUCAGUCCCAAAGAUACAAGCACUGCCACCUAUCACAGAAGCAUUUGUAGAGAACGUGAAGAGAGCCCACCCUCAGACCGUUAUUUGGAAAGCAGCACUGACCCUAGAUCCGCCUACUCUUGAUCCAGUCGAAUACGGAUAUGUGAGACAUGAGCCUUCCAAGUCAUUGCUUCCAACAACUGUACCAGACGGUGUUACAUUGGCGCCAGAUGAUAUAAUGUCUCUGAUCAAGUGCAACUGUGAAG